GGAAGUGGAUCUAAAGCAAGCAUCAAACGUGACUCUGGGUCUCUACUUCCCAGGAGAAUGUGGGGCACUUCAGACUUUGAAUUUGGCAAGCCACUUGGCAAGGGGAGAUUUGGAGCAGUGUAUUUGGCCCGAGAGAAAAAGACUCACUUCAUCUUGGCCUUGAAAGUUAUAUUUAAGUCUGCCUUGGAGAAUGCUCAGCUAGAACAUCAACUCCGAAGAGAAAUAGAAAUCCUAAGUCACCUCAGACAUCCAAAUAUCUUAAGGAUGUAUAACUAUUUUCAUGAUCAGAAACGGAUUUUUCUGAUGUUGGAAUAUGCUCCAAUGGGAGAGCUGUACAAGGAACUACAAAAGAAAAAGUGCUUUGAUGACACUAGAACAGCAACAUAUAUGGAAGAAAUAUCUGAUGCUCUGAUGUACUGUCACGCUCAGAAAGUUAUCCACAGAGACAUUAAGCCAGAAAAUCUCCUAUUAGGAUUAAGAGGGGAGCUGAAAUUGGCAGACUUUGGCUGGUCCGUGCAUGCUCCCUCACUAAGGAGGACAACACUAUGUGGCACCACAGACUACCUUGCUCCAGAAAUGAUAGAGGGGAGUCCCCAUGAUGAAAAUGUGGAUGUGUGGUGUGUUGGUGUCCUUUGUUAUGAGUGUCUUGCAGGAUAUGCCCCAUUUGAAGCACCAACUCGAAUGGAGACAUUCAGACGAAUAAGAGAGGUUAACUUUGAAUUUCCUCCUUGGGUGUCAAAUGGAGCCAGAGAUCUAAUCUCCAAAGUACUUAACCGAACACCUUCUGUGAGGCUUCCCCUGAAAGAAAUAAUAGUACACCCAUGGGUUAAGACCAAGUCAAGGAGAAUCUUGCCGCCUGUCUACAAUGAAGUAGAACAGUAA
This is a messenger RNA of Elgaria multicarinata webbii, 882 nucleotides long. RefSeq names its product aurora kinase B-B-like. Bases 58 to 882 code for a protein of 274 amino acids. Gene Ontology annotation, biological process: regulation of cytokinesis; mitotic spindle organization; protein phosphorylation. The record is from RefSeq and is a predicted model, not a curated record. Gene Ontology annotation, molecular function: ATP binding; protein kinase activity. Lineage: Eukaryota; Metazoa; Chordata; Lepidosauria; Squamata; Anguidae. Gene Ontology annotation, cellular component: chromosome passenger complex; spindle midzone; spindle microtubule. The transcript is spliced from 6 exons.